AAAAGCCCGAAGUUGAAGAAGAUGACGAGAACACUAACGAAGUUGUAUUUAUUACUGGAAUGGUGGUACCUUACGUUGAGUACGAGCUCACGGGCUGGGUAUUGGCGCAGGUAUUGUACUGGAUCAGCGUACUUCACCUCACAACAUCGUUUGCAUUGCUCGUUUCCUUCUAUCAGCUCAAGGGCCAAACGUUGCUUAGUAGCCCGCUUGACGAGAUCCCACUCAUCACUUUUAAACGUGAAAAGGAAGUUGCGCGACGUCUGAUGUUUGAUGGGUGCUGGAUCACUGAAGAGGACAAUGAAGAGAGCGGUGUGAUCGAUACCCUUCUUUGGUACCUGGAUCGCAUUGUGAUCAGUUCGAAAUCAUUCCCAAUGAUGUACUGGGAUAAAUUCGUCAGGCGGAAGACUCGUCAAAAUUACACCUGUUGGCUUUGGGUCGGAGUGAUUCUCACGAAUGGCCAGUUCCUCUAUCGUGUCGGCUAUCUACUAUGCUCAGCUUGUGGAGUGUUUAUUUCGCCCUUCUUCUACGCAUUCCAUCUGAUCGACGUUGUACUCUCUUUCCCCAUGUUAAAAGCAAUUCUUCAAUCUGUCACUCAUAAUUUACAACAGUUGAUUCUCACCAUCAUGAUGACGUUGGUAGUUGUGUAUCUGUACACUGUGAUUGCAUUCAACUUCUUCCGAAAGUUCUAUGUUCAAGAAGGUGAAGACGGAGAGGAACCGGAUCGAAAAUGCCAUAACAUGCUUACGUGCUUCAUCUACCACUUCUAUGCCGGUGUCCGAGCUGGUGGUGGUAUUGGAGACGAAUUGGAAUCACCAUAUGGUGACGAGCUUGAAUAUCCACGAAUGUUUUACGACAUAUCAUUCUUCUUCUUCGUCAUCGUCAUUCUUCUUGCAAUCAUGCAAGGUUUGAUCAUCGACGCUUUCGGUGAGCUUCGAGACCAACAGGAAUCGGCAACGGAGAAGCUUGAAUCGUCUUGUUUCAUUUGCGACAUUGGCAAGGAGACUUUCGAUCGAAUGCCAAGAGGCUUCGAAAUUCAUACUACCAAGGAACAUAACUUCGCCAACUACUUAUUCUUCUUGCAACACUUAGUCAAUAAAGACGACACCGAAUACACAGGUCAAGAAACGUAUGUACGAGAAAAGUACGACAAUAGAGACUGGGACUUCUUCCCAGUUGGAGAGUGCUUCGUGAAACAGUAUGAAGAUCAACUGUUGCAGUCGUAA
Haemonchus placei is the source of this 1223-nucleotide messenger RNA. NCBI's taxonomy places the organism in Eukaryota, Metazoa, Nematoda, Chromadorea, Rhabditida, Trichostrongylidae. The record is from the annotation of a GenBank genome assembly.